Messenger RNA from Rotaria sp. Silwood1, 3110 nucleotides. The record is from the annotation of a GenBank genome assembly. NCBI's taxonomy places the organism in Eukaryota, Metazoa, Rotifera, Eurotatoria, Philodinida, Philodinidae.
UCUUGAGAAUGAUGUUGUGAGUAAAACAGAUGAUAUUCUGUUUAUCCAUACUCUCACUCUCAACAUUCGUAAAACAAAACACCCUUUUUUGAGAGAAAGAAAUAUGUCUUAGAAGAAAUUUAUUCUCAAAUUGUUUUCUGCAAAGGAAAGUCUUGUAUAUUCGUAUCAUCAUUUCUUUACAGUUUAUCAACACACAAAGAAAAUUCCAAAAAUGAUAUCACUCCACAUAAAAAUGAAUAAGUGUAUAUCACAAAAUAUUAAGGACACGUAGAUUUUGAAACUUUGCGAUAAGAAUGAAGAAGGAAUACAUUUGUCCACAAAACACUUCGAACCCGGCAAAAUAAAGGAUUUUUUAUUUUUGAUCUAACUAUAACAGAACUUUGGAAGAAUUACAUAUAAAGAAAUUGUUCGAAUCAGUCGAGAGACGCAAAAAAAAUAUUAGUGACAUACAGAUAAUAUCUUAAUCAUAACAAAGUUGUUUAAUUUACUUAUAUGUAUAUAUACAUUCAGAUAUUUUUUAUUUUACUGCUUUGCAUAAAACGAGAGAUUCGUAUUGUGUAUACUUCAAUUUUCAGACUCUUUGUUGAUAUUAAUUGUAUGGAGGAUACACAAACAUACAUUUUGCUAAUUUUUACAAUCUCACCAAGCAUUCAGUAUCCCCAUGUCCUCAUAUCCAUAGGAAAAAUAUAGCCAAAAUAUAUUCUCAAUGAAAAGGAAAUGUUUUUUUUUAUUAUCUCAAUUUAAUCAAUUUUGUAAUGUCCUCAACAUAAAAAAAAAAUUCAACAAAAAUUUAUAUUAUUUGAAAAGCUUCAUAAUUGAAAUUCAACGAAUUGCGAGUGUGAAAGUGAGGCUCAGGGUUAUAGAUUUCUUCUCACCCUCACCUUCACCUUCAAGACGGUUGCUAUGUACUUCACUCUUGUUCAAUGAUACGAUAUUUCCUAAUGUUUGUUAGACCAAUUUAGAUGUACACAUAGAGUUUCAGAUAUCCUGAUAUUAGGCAUUGAUUUGUAUUUAAUGAAUGAGUUAAAGAGAAAAAUAUAACAGUUUCGACUAGAAAUUAAUCCACAUUCUCAAGACAGUAUGACAUCACAUCCCAUGCUUUUUUAGUUAUUCAUGCUUACAUUGAUAUAAGAUAUCAAAUUUUGCAUAACAGUCGAAUUUCUCGUCAAAGAAAUAUACCACCAAUCAUUGUUGAUCUUUAAUUCAGGUCAUCAGAUGUAUCUAUCGGACGGCCAAGUCUUUAUUUCCACAACUUAUAAAUAUAUUCUGAUAGAAUAGGAUAUAGAUUGAAAGUGUGGAAAAAUGGAUAAAGACAUAAAGCGUUCUGUAAACGAAGAUGGUAUGUCUUAUUAUUUCAUUCGAAAUUAUCUUUUUUACUAUUUAAUUCUUUAGAAUUCGAUUCAUCUUUGUACAAACGUCUUCGUUCUAAUGUAACUUGUGUAUCUGAUUUACCUGAUGAAAUAUUUCUUCUCAUAUGUCGUUAUUUAUCACCAAGUGAUGUUCUUUAUUCAUUUUAUACUCCUGAACAAUCUCAUCUUCGUCUUCAUCAUAUUAUUGGUGAUUAUUACAAAAAAAUAAAAUUAGAUAAAAUAUUCAAUGCCGAAUUUGUUUAUUUGUUCAAUUUAUUUUCUAAUACAAGAUUUCCUCUUCGACCUGAAUCAUUAAUAUUAAGUAAUGAACAUAUUCCUCAUCUAACACAUAGUUUUUUUGACUACUUACAUUCAAAUACAAUUAAUUCAAUAUUUAUUAAUUUAAAAUGUUUAAUAUUAAUAAAUUGUUUUUCAAAAGAUAUUUAUAUUCUGAAUAAAUGCUUAUUUCAAAUGACAUUAAUUCAAUAUCUUCAUAUUAUUUUUCGUAGAACUAAUGAUGACGAUGAUGAUGUUGUUCAAUCCCGUCAUAGAGAAAGAUCUGAUCUAACAAUUGCUCAAUUUCUAUUCGGUAGACAAAGUUCCUCUUUAAAUAAAGUUAUUAUUGAUACACUUGAUGGAUUUAUAUUAUAUCAAUUAUUACUACCAAAUCAAUCUAUUACUUAUAUCGAUUUAGUUUUAGAAACUAUCGAUGAUUUAUAUAUAUUACUUAGUGGAUUGGUACCAAAUGUAGAAACAAUGAUUAUUCAAUUACGUCGAUCACGAAUACUUUCUGGUGCUCAUCCACGAAGUAAUCCAUCAUGUUCAAAAUUAACUCAAUUUACAUUACUAGAAUCUGUUAGUGGAUUUGAUGUUAAUGAUAUUAAAUCUAUUUUUGCUUUUAUUCCAUCUGUAAUUAAAUUAACAUUAAGUAUACGUGAUACAUAUGAUAUAACAUUUUGUCAUGGUCCCAAAUUUGAAUCAAUAUUAAGCGAAUAUUUACCAAAUCUUCGUGCAUUUAAUUAUACAAUGACCCAUAGAAUUGUUGAUCAAACAUUAACUGAAAGUUUCAUUCAAUGGCCAAUGAAUAUUGGUUAUUAUGAAAAUCUUAAUCAUUGUUGGAUACAUAUUUAUUCAUUACCAUGGCCAUCAAAUAAAGAUGAUAAACGUGAAUUACCUAUUGUAAAAGAUGCACUUAAUAGAACAGUGCAAUCAGGUAUUGGACCCAGUGAAUGUGUGACAGAUAUUAUGAUUACAAAUGGUAAUCAAUGGACUGAGUUAAAAACACAAUUUCGUCGUGUUUGUCAAUUGCGAACUUGUUUACCAAUCAAUAUUGAAUUACCAUUAAGAAUUUCAAAAGUCAUUGUUACACAACAAAUUCAUAUAACUUCAAUAAAUGAUAUUGUUCAACCUUUUGUUCGUAGUUUAACUGUUGAACAUCGUUUAACUGAUGACAAAGACAUCUUAAAUCUUGCUCGACAGUUUCCAAAUGUUGAAUAUUUAUCAAUGUUUUUUCCAAUAGAUAGAUCUUUAUAUCUUCAUUGUUUUCAAACAUUAUUUAGUGCUGAUGAGAAUAUUAUUACAAAUCGUCGUCUUUGGACUAAAUUAAAAUAUGUUUCAAUGGAAUUUUUUCAUCAUCGAAUUGAUGAAAUACUCGACGAUAAUAAUAUUAUCCGUUGGUUUCUUCGAAAUACUGAUCUUAAAUAUACAAAAUCGGGAUUUACUUACAAUCAUUUUAAUAGAACAUUUUCUAUUUGGCUUUAA